Molecule: messenger RNA, 5439 nt
Organism: Aphidius gifuensis
Lineage: Eukaryota; Metazoa; Arthropoda; Insecta; Hymenoptera; Braconidae
Gene: garz
Product: Golgi-specific brefeldin A-resistance guanine nucleotide exchange factor 1
Exons: 4
Coding region: 159-5234 (1691 amino acids)
Biological process (GO): regulation of ARF protein signal transduction
Molecular function (GO): guanyl-nucleotide exchange factor activity
Source: RefSeq, a predicted model, not a curated record
CAUGUGUACGUGUUGACCCAUGACGUUUUGACAUAUGUAACUUGUGUUCAAAAUUCACCAAAUAUAAAAAAAUAUUGUCAACAAUAAUAAACAAAUAAUAAAAAUCACAUGUAUAAUGUGAUAAAGUUGAUGAAAAUUUACAAAUAAAAAUAAGCAAAAUGACGAAAAAUGUUUGUCCAGGAGGUGGUCUCUACGUCGUUGAGGGUGAGGUCAGCCUCCUGAUGACGGCAAUGCGACGUGGAGUACGUUGGUCAUCUCACUCACAUCAGGAUGAGGAUCAAGAUGUAUUGAUGAAAAGUUUGUCAACAUUAAAAGAAGCAUUAAGUGAUGCUAAAACAUUAUCACAACUUGAGCCAGGUGUUAUUCUUGCUCCAUUUUUGGAAAUAAUUAGAUCUGAAGAAACAACUGGACCAGUUACAAGUCUUGCACUUGCUGCAGUUUAUAAAAUGAUUUGUUAUGGACUUAUUGAUCAUGAACAUCCAACAAUUGGUUCUUGUGUUGAGGCAGUAGCUGAUGCAGUAACACAUGCUAGAUUUGUUGGUACUGAUACAUCAAGUGAUGGUGUUGUUUUAAUGAGAGUACUACAAGUAUUACGUGCACUUGUAUUAUCACAACCUGGUGAUAAUUUAUCUGAUGAAAGUAUUUGUGAAAUAAUGCUUAGUUGUUUUAGAAUAUGUUUUGAAACACGUCUUAGUGAAUUAUUACGACGUACUGCUGAAAAUUGUUUACGUGAUAUGGUACAAUAUUUAUUUUUACGUUUACCACAAUUUGUUGAUGACACACGUGUACUACCAAAUAUGAAAAAAAUGCGUACAAAUGGUAUUGAUAAUACAACAAGAACUAAAAAUCGUAAAAUUAAAAAUCAAACAACUAAAAUUAAAACAAAACAAAGCAAUGAUGAUAAUGAUGAACGUGAAGAAGCACGUGAAUUAUUGAGUCCAGUUGAUAGAGUUAAAAAAAAUCAUUUAGCAACAACACCAAUAACACCUGCUGGUAAUAUUGUUGAUAUGCAAGGUUCAUUGGAUCAAGGAACACCAGAAAAACCAGAUAUUGAUACGACAAAUAAAAAUGAUGAAAAUGAUUUUGAUAAAAAUUCAACGACAAUUGAAGAUCCAACAAUGAGCAAAACCGUAAAUGAAAAUUCUGUAAAUUUAGAACAAGUAUGUAAUGAUGAAAAUAAUGUAAAUCAAUUAGAUAAUCAAUCAACACAGCUAUUAGCAGAAGGUGAAAAAAGUCCUGAUUUAAUUCAAUCACCAAUUGGUAGUGUUGAAGAUUUAUCAAUUGAUGAAAAUACAAAUAAUGAUAGUAAUAAAAAUUUACCAAAAAUAACAAUUGAUAAUGAAAAUAUUGAAGAAUAUAUUAAUCAACAAGGUGUAAGAUUUACACCACUACAACAAUUAACACCAUAUGGUUCAGUUUGUAUACGUGAAUUAUUUCGUUUUUUAGUAUCACUUUGUUGUCCACUUGAUAAACAAAAUACUGAAAUAAUGACACAUUUAGGCUUGAAUUUACUACAAGUUGCUCUUGAAAUAUCAGCAGAUGCAAUAUCAAAUUUUCCAUCAUUAUUAAUGCUUGUUAAAGAUGAAUUAAGUCGUAAUAUAAUAUUAUUAUUAAAUACAGAACGUUUAUCAAUACUUGCUAGUAAUUUUCAAGUAUCAUAUUUAUUAUUUGAAUCACAAAGAGAACAUUUAAAAUUUCAAAUGGAACAAUUUAUAAUUAAGCUAAUGGAAAUAAUUGAUAGUGAAUCAAGAAUAACAUAUGAACAACGUGAAUUAUCACUAGAAGCAAUAACAAGAUUAUGGCGUAUACCUGGUUUACCAGCUGAAUUAUAUUUAAAUUAUGAUUGUGGUCUUUAUUCAACAAAUUUAUAUGAUGAACUUAUUAAAUUAUUAUCAAAAACAUCAUCAGCAUUAAUGGGUACAAUGUAUAGUUUACAAUUUAUAUCACUUGAUGCAAUAAUAUUAUUAAUAAAUGGUAUUGAAGCACGUUGUAAAGGUUUACAUAAAUUAUGUAAACAAUCACGUCAUUCAACAUCAUCAAUAUUACCAAGUCGUGAUGAAUUAAUAAAUAUUAAAACUAAAAAACGUUUAUUAGCACUUGGUACUGAAAAAUUUAAUGAUAAUCCACGUGAAGGUAUUACAAAGUUAGCUAAAGAUGGUUUAUUUGGUGAUACUGAUGAAUUAGAUCCAAAAAAAAUUGCAAUAUUAUUAAAAGAAAAUCCAAUGUUUGAUAAAAAAUCAAUUGGUGAAUAUAUUAGUCGUCGUGAAAAUACAGUAAUAUUAGAUUGUUUUGUACAAAAUUUUGAUUUACGUAAUAUGAGAGUUGAUCAAGCAUUAAGACCAUUUUUAGAAGCAUUUAGAUUACCAGGUGAAUCACCAUUAAUAUCAUUAGUUAUGGAAAAAUUUGCAGCACAUUGGUAUGAUAGUAAUGGUGCACCAUUUGCAUCAAAAGAUGAUGCAUUUUUAUUAGCAUAUGGUAUUAUUAUGUUAAAUGUUGAUCAACAUAAUAAUAAUGUUAAACGUGCAUUAAAUCCAAUGACAUUUGAACAAUUUAAACGUAAUCUUGAUGGUGGUAAUGGUGGACAAAAUUUUGAUGAAUUUAUGCUUGAAGAUAUUUAUAAUGCAAUUAAAAAUGAAGAAAUUGUUAUGCCAGCAGAACAUACAGGUUUAUUAAAAGAAAAUUAUUUAUGGAAAGUUUUAUUAAAACGUGGAACAAGUAAUGAAAGUAUAUAUUUAAAAGUUGGUAAUAAUGGUGAAGCUAUUGAUAAAGAUAUUGCUGAAAUAUCAUGGGCACCAAUAAUAUCAGCACUAUGUCAUGCAUAUGAUAAAUCACCAGAUAGAAAUCUUCAACGACGUAUUGCACAAACAUUUUUAAGUUGUGCAACAAUAUGUGCACAUUAUAAUAUGAAUAGUGAUUUAGAUACAUUAAUUGUUGCAUUAUGUAAAUUUACUGGUCUUGCUAAUGCACUUGGUGAACCUGAUACAAUUGUAUUACAUUAUGGUGGUAGUGGUAGAUGUCAAUUAGCAACACGUACAUUAUUUAAAAUAACUCAUCAACAUGGUAAUUGUAUGAGAUCAUCAUGGAAAAAUAUUAUUGAUUGUUUACAAACAUUAUAUAAAUCAAGAUUAUUACCAAAAUGUUUAACAGAUGGUGAUGAUUUUAUUGAUCAAACAGGUAAAAUAUCACUAAUACGUGAAGCAACAAUACAAAAACAACCACCACAAGAACAAAGUAUAUUAUCAAGUUUAUAUUCAUAUAUUGCAUUAGAUUCAACACGAGUACCACAUGCUAAUGAAGCAACAAUUAAAAAACGUGCUAUUGAUUCAAUUGAAAAUUGUUCAAUAAAACAAAUUAUAAAUGAAAGUAAAUUUCUUGAAAUAUCAUCAUUACGUUCAUUAAUAAAUGCAUUAGUAUCAGUUAAUUUACAAGAUGAAGAUUUAUCAGUUUUUAUAUUAGAAUUAUUAAUUCAAGUUACAAUUGAAAAUCGUGAUAGAGUUAAUACAAUAUGGACAAUUGUAUUAACACAUAUUGAUAAUUUAUUAACAAUAUCAAUACGUGAAAAUCAACAAUAUUUACUUGAACGUGUUGCUGUUGGUAUGUUAAGAUUAGCAAUACGUUUAUUAAGAAGUGAAGAAUUUUCAAAAAUAAUAUUACCACCAUUAAUACCAUUAACAUAUAUACCAUCAGCAACACAUACACCAUUAUCACGACAAAUAUCAUAUGGUUUAUUUGAAUUAAUAAAAACAGGUGCAGCAAAUAUACAUACAACUGAAGAUUGGCGUGUUAUAUUUAAUUUAUUAGAAUGUUCUGGUGCUGGUGCUGUAACACCAAAAAUUAAUACAAAUUCUGUAUUAGAAGAAGGUAGUACAAGAACAUAUGUAUUAGAUCAACGACCAAUAUCACCAAUACCAGAAUGGGUGUUAGUAUCACCAACUGGUACUGAAGCACCAUUACCAGUAACUGCUGAUACAAUUGUACUUGAUCGUGAUUUAUUAUCACAUGAUCCAGCAGCACUUGUUAAAUGUUGUGAAAGUUUAAAUUUUCUUGUACGUGAUGUUGCACAUAUAACACCAUUUAAUUUUGAAUUAUGUGUUAGAUGUAUUAGAACAUUUGUUGAAGCUGCAUUACAAGUACCAGGUAAACGUAAUAAAAUAACACAAGCAGCAAUGGAAACAACUGGUUAUCAAGAUAUUCCAUUACAAUUAUUAUAUUUAAUGCAUGCAUUGCAUUCAGGUACAGAAAAAAUAUUUAAAUGGUGGGCACAAGAAAAUGGAACAACUGAAGGUUUAUCAUUAUGGCCACAUGCAUGGAGACCAUUAUUACAAGGUAUGGCAAGAUUAUGUUGUGAUUCAAGAAGAUCAGUACGUGCUGCUGCAAUAACAUGUCUUCAAGGUGAAUUAUUAGCUCAUGAUUUAACUCAGUUAACACCAAUUGAAUGGUCACAAUGUUUAGAACAAGUUAUAUUUCCAUUACUUGCACAAUUAUUAGGACCAAUAUCAAUAAUUGAUCCAGUUGGUGUUGAAGAAACAAGAAUAAGAGCUGCACAAUUAUUAUCAAAAGUCUUCCUUUAUCAUUUACCACCAUUAUUAACAUUGCCAGGUUUUUUACCACUUUGGUUAACUGUAUUGGAUCUUUUAAAAUCAUAUAUGCAUGCUGAUAAUUCAGAAUUGCUAUAUGAAGCAAUUCCUGAAUCAUUAAAAAAUAUGUUACUUGUUAUGGCAUCUGGUGAAGCAAAAUUAACACCAUCUUCAUAUCUUUGGGAGCCAACUUGGCGAACAAUUAAUUCAUUUUUACCAAAUUUAAAAAAUGAAUUGUCAAUUAUUGAUCAACCAACAAAAGAAGAAGAAGAAAUACAGCAACAAAAACAACAACAGCAGCAGCAACAAUUACAACAACAACAGCAGCAGCAGCAGCAACAACUACAACAACAACUACAACAACAACAGCAACAACUACAACAACAACAGCAGCAACAACAAAAAUCACCAUCAUCAGAUUCAUUGUCACUGAUAAAUCUAGUCGAACAAGAACAACCAACAUUUUCAGGCUCAUCAAUUGCACCACAGCCUGAUAUUAUUUCAGAUAUUUCAUCUGAUAAUGAUUAUAAAAUUUCCAACAAAAAUAAUUCUCACAUGACUAAUGAAGAUACAAUGGACACAACCAUGUUCAAUUCAGCAGCAUAUUUCAGCGAGGAUCCAGCAGCUGAUCGAUUAUUUAUUGUUACUAAUCCUUGACAACUGUACAUUGUAUAUUAUUAUAAUUAUUUUGGAGUUUUAAUGACGAUAAAAAAUUAAUAUAAUUUAUAUUAAAUUUUAAACUACAUUUUCAAGGUUAAUUGAGUAAUUUAAAGUUUUGAAAUUUUUGCUUGUAUAUUUAGCUCAUAAAUUAUAUAUUAUAAAUAAAUAUAAAAAUAUAAAUAUUAUAUAGUAUGCAAGUUAA